Aedes albopictus (Asian tiger mosquito) is the source of this 726-nucleotide messenger RNA. Its product is annotated as lysozyme. NCBI's taxonomy places the organism in Eukaryota, Metazoa, Arthropoda, Insecta, Diptera, Culicidae. The transcript has 2 exons. The record is from RefSeq and is a predicted model, not a curated record. Bases 200 to 649 code for a protein of 149 amino acids. Gene Ontology annotation, molecular function: lysozyme activity.
CGUUACGGGCGCUAAGUCAAAGCAAAAGAUGGUGAUCUGUGUACAACUCGGCCAGAUAACGUCGCUCCUGCCGAUGCAACGGUUCAGCUCGUCCGUAAAUGUAUAAAACAAGCUUUCUCGAGCAAAAUCAGCAUCAGUUAGACAGCUACCGUGAAAGUGCCGCGAUAGUUUCGAUCCAGAACACACUCAGCAGUUCAAAAUGAAAAACGUGAACCUUUUGAUCGUACUUGUGGGAUUUAUGGGCCUUCUGCUCGGAUCUCAAGCUGAAGCCAAAAAGUUCGACAAGUGUUCUCUGGCCAAGGCCCUACUGGCUCAAGGCUUUAGUAAAGCCGAUCUUCGGAACUGGGUAUGCCUGGUGCAGAACGAAAGCGGCAUGGAUACCACCAAGAAGAACAACAAUCGUAACGGGUCCACCGAUUGGGGUCUGUUCCAGAUCAACGACCGGUACUGGUGCGAUCCGCAGGAUAAGAGCAAGAAGGCUUCAAACGAGUGCAAGAUCAAGUGUUCGGAGCUGCUGAAUGCUGACAUCAGCAAGGCAUCCACUUGUGCCAAAAAGAUCCACAAGCGACACGGCUACCGCGCUUGGUACGGGUGGAUUAACCGCUGCGAGGGCAAAGCGCUUCCUGAUCUGAGCAAGUGUAAUUUAUAAGAAUCUCGAUGGAGUUUGAUAAUCGUAAGCCCCAUGAAGCUAAUAAAUUAUAAAUGCCAAACGGAGCUUAAACUUUA